This is a messenger RNA of Acaulospora colombiana, 269 nucleotides long. The record is from the annotation of a GenBank genome assembly. Lineage: Eukaryota; Fungi; Glomeromycota; Glomeromycetes; Diversisporales; Acaulosporaceae.
AUGACUAUUCCCCCAUUUAGACUUAUCUCUCGACUCGUCCUUAACCUCCGAAUUAUCUCUCACCGCCGUCCUCUUGUUGGAGGAACUACAGGAACGGCGACAUUUGACCCUAGACGAUCAUCCAGACCUAGUAGAGCAACUGAACUCCCAACCUUACACCGAGUCCAGACCAAUAUCAGCGAUAUCGACCUGCAGUUUAUGAAUAGCAGAGCUUAUGAUAAAGGAAGUACCAUACACAACGACACCGAUGACGACCAGACCUGGCGGCU